AUGGCAAACCUUUACAAGGGUCUUGCCCUGCAAGUUCAAUUUCGUGUAGAAGACGAUCUAAUGACUGAGGCUUUGCCAAUGGAGACAGAUUACGGAGUACAUGGAUUGACUUUUAUUGCAAAAGAAGUUCCGGGUGAUGACAACCUGGAACCUGCAGGGUUAUAUCUAGUUGGUGCAAAGACAAUGCUAGACAAGCAACCAGGUGACUCAGUGGCGAAGGUGGACGUCUUAUCUGCCCUUGGGGAGCUGGAACUUAAAAAAAGGAAUUAUAUGGAUUCUUUUAAGCACUAUCGGGAGGCACUAUCCAUUAUGGAGCGUUUGGUUGAACCAGACAAUCAACGCAUAGCUCAUCUGUAUCCGUUCCCUUCACUUAAAGCUCCCAGAAAUUUUAAAAUAUGUAUGUGCUUGGCAAAAUGCAAUGACAUUAAGCAAGCCACUGAAUAUUGCGUGAAGGCUAUAUCAAUCUGCAAGAACCGGAUUCAGAGGCUCAAUAGUUCGCCUGGACCUUCUUCUAGUGCGCCUGAUGCUGGUCUCUCUCUUCUGGAUAAAGCUGGUGAUAUUGGAAAGUUCGAGUUACUUUUAAGAGAAUUUGAAAGAAAGCUUCUGAUUCUGCAGCAUCCGAUGAUGUCAUCCUCACCUACAGACUCAAGUUUUGAUUCACCCAACAUCAACACAAGAAUGCAGAAACAAUCAGGCAUUGAGGCAAGUGGAACAAAGAGACAGUUAUCACCGGAUCCAGCCAGCAAAGAACCGAUGAGUGCUACCAGCAAACAACCCGGAGGUCCUGAGCAUAGUCCUCCAACUGCGGGGAAGGAAGUCAAGAGACAGUUAUUUCCAGAUUCCUCCAGCACUGAAAGUACUCCAACAAAGAAGCAUUCAUUGGGCCCAUCAUCAACAGAGGAGGACAAGGAGGGAACACCUUGA
This is a messenger RNA of Cornus florida, 924 nucleotides long. RefSeq lists its product as uncharacterized. Bases 1 to 924 code for a protein of 307 amino acids. Gene Ontology annotation, molecular function: histone binding. Gene Ontology annotation, biological process: DNA replication-dependent chromatin assembly; CENP-A containing chromatin assembly. Gene Ontology annotation, cellular component: nucleoplasm. The transcript is spliced from 5 exons. Lineage: Eukaryota; Viridiplantae; Streptophyta; Magnoliopsida; Cornales; Cornaceae. The record is from RefSeq and is a predicted model, not a curated record.